CCCUUCUGGAGUUGAGAGCAUCCAUCAUUGCUUUUCCCGAUGAUCAGCAUAGAUGUCGCCCACGUCAGGUGGAUCAAUCCGCCACAUUCAUGUCCUAUCCAGACAAGGAUGUGGCCUCUGAGAUGCAGCGCAUGGCCGAUCUCGACCUCAUCGAGGAGUACAUUCGCCCUAUGGGUCCUAUCCUGAUAGGACUCUACUUCCGCAUCAUGCAUCGCACGUUUCCCAUUCUGGACAAGGGAGCUUUUCUGGAAAAAUAUGAGCAGUCAUACCGCAACUUCUCUUCGCCCCUCCUAGCCGCUGUGUGCCUUGUCGCGCUGGACUGGAAGCCGUUCAAUCGAAGAAUGACGAUUUCACCUCGGACUCCUGACACCUUAGCGCUGGAGGCACUGGCAAUGCGCACCAUGAGGGAGGAUUUGAAACGGCCGAAGCUCUCAACCUGACAGGCUGGCCUUUUACUAUUACAACGGACAGGGUCCUCCCAUGAGAUUCUGCUGGCCCAGCUACUAGCUCUGGGACGG
Molecule: messenger RNA, 518 nt
Organism: Aspergillus heteromorphus CBS 117.55
Lineage: Eukaryota; Fungi; Ascomycota; Eurotiomycetes; Eurotiales; Aspergillaceae
Product: fungal specific transcription factor domain-containing protein
Exons: 1
Coding region: 90-440 (116 amino acids)
Cellular component (GO): nucleus
Source: RefSeq, a predicted model, not a curated record